AUGGCACUUAAAGUCGAGUUCACAAAGACGAUCGCAUUAUUUGGAAUGCUUUUCCUGAACUUGUUAUUCGGUUUACUGCCAUGGAAGUUCAAGAACUUGGGCGAGGAUGGAACCGACCAGCGGAAAAAUUUGAUAUCACGAAUAUUGAGUUUUCUAAGUUGCUUUGCCGGUGGAGUAUUUCUAUCAACAUGUCUCUUAGACCUUCUCCCAAGUGUUAGAGACAAUCUCAGUUUAGUAUUUGAUCGUCUUGAGCUAUACACUGCGUUUCCUAUCACUGAGUUUGUAAUGUCAAUCGGUUUCUUCAUUAUUGUUAUCGUUGAACAAACUGUCCUCGCCUGUAAAGAAAACGACAGCCAAUCGGCCUCAGACACCGAAGAAGGAGGUGUCACGAAGCCGUUGCUUGAAGGAAGUUGGAAAAAUGGACGAAACCAUGGAGCUAUCAACAGCGUCGAUGAGCACAACAUUGGCCAUGACAUAGACUUUGUGGACACUGUUGACAAUGACCGGCAUGGCCAACAACACAGUGUAGGUCAUAGUCACAGCCAUGGGCAUACAGACCCCCAUGCACACUCUAGGUUUAGGUCGUAUGUGUUAAUUUUAGCACUAUCCCUGCAUAGUGUAUUUGAAGGCCUUGCUGUUGGAUUACAAAAAGACAAUGAAGCUGUCAUGGAAAUAUUUACAGCUUUAAUAUUACAUAAAUGUAUUUUAGCCUUUAGUUUAGGUAUGAAUUUAGUUCAAAGUAGACUCAGUCGGGGAGCGUUCUUCCGUGGACUGUUCUGUUUUGCUAUCAUGGCACCUAUUGGUAUAGCAAUAGGGAUUGGAGUGAUGGAAGAGGCAUCUGAUUUUACUAGCAGUCUUAUCAAUGGAAUUCUGCAAGGCCUUGCAACUGGGACGUUUCUCUAUGUGACAUUUUUUGAAGUCCUGGCACACGAGAUGAAUGGUGGAAAGGACAGACUUCUAAAAGUACUUUUUAUGAUUCUAGGGUUUUCAGUCAUAUGUGGUCUUCUCUUUUUACACAACAAUGUUAUUAGACCAACUUGUUACCGAUCUGCAGAACCAGUUUGA
Saccoglossus kowalevskii is the source of this 1065-nucleotide messenger RNA. RefSeq names its product zinc transporter ZIP1-like. Gene Ontology annotation, biological process: zinc ion transmembrane transport. Lineage: Eukaryota; Metazoa; Hemichordata; Enteropneusta; Harrimaniidae. Gene Ontology annotation, cellular component: plasma membrane. Gene Ontology annotation, molecular function: zinc ion transmembrane transporter activity. The record is from RefSeq and is a predicted model, not a curated record.